Messenger RNA from Thyridium curvatum, 1452 nucleotides. RefSeq lists its product as uncharacterized. The record is from RefSeq and is a predicted model, not a curated record. NCBI's taxonomy places the organism in Eukaryota, Fungi, Ascomycota, Sordariomycetes, Thyridiales, Thyridiaceae. The coding region runs from base 1 to 1452 and encodes 483 amino acids. The transcript is spliced from 4 exons.
AUGUUUGACAACUACCGCCACGAAGACGACGAGGACCUGCGCGGUGCCGCCGAGACGGCCUCCCGCCACGCCGGCGACUCUGGAGACACCAGCCUGUUUGGCGGGAUCCUGAAUGCCAUCGGCCAGAACAAGGGCCGCCUGGAGCAGGAGGAUAUCGAUGAGGAUGACGCCGUCCGCAACCACCAGCAGUUCUUUGGGGGCGGUGGCAACGUCCAAGAGGCCACAUCCGGAGGCAUGGGCGCUGCUGCCGCCAUGCAGGCCCUCAAGAUGUUCUCAGGCGGCGAGGCUCAGGGAUCCCAGAGCAAGAGCGCAUUCAUCGGCCUGGCCAUGAGCGAGGCAAGCAAGCUGUUCGACCAAAAGGCAUCCCAGGGCCAGGUCUCAUCCGACUCAUCCAAGGAGUCGGCCAUCAUGAAGGCCGGCGAGAUGGCACUCAAGAUGUACAUGAAGGGCCAGGCUGGAGGCCCGUCGAGCGGCCCUGGAGGACUUUUGGGAACACAGAACACAUCCCCGUCAACCAACCAGCCAAGCCAAACAACCAUGGAGCUCCCAAAGAGCUACAACACCCUGUCCCUGCCAGACAUCAAGCUCUCCCACCACCCGGCCUCGGCCCCGGAGCCGACCCCCGUCAUCCUCGUCAUCCUCGACCGGCCCGCGCAGAAGAACGCCUUCACGACCGCCAUGGCCCGCUCCCUCGCCACGGCCUUCGACCUGCUCUCGGCCGACCCGCGCGUGCGGGCCGUCGUCCUCACGGGCUCCGACCCGGCGAACCGCACCUUCUGCCCGGGCGCCGACCUCGACAUCGGCUUCAGCGUCGGCGGCGACGGCGUCGCCCGCGACGACUACCGCGACACGGGCGGGCACGUCGCGCUGGCCAUGCACCGCUGCGCCAAGCCCGUCGUGGCCGCCGUCAACGGCUCCGCCGUCGGCGUCGGCAUGACCAUGGUGCUGCCCGCGGCCGUGCGCGUCGUCAGCGACGCCGCGAAGCUGGGCUUCGUGUUCGCGCGGCGCGGCAUCACGAUGGAGGCCUGCAGCUCCUUCUUCCUGCCGCGGCUGAUCGGCACGGCGCGGGCCCUGCACCUCGUCACGACGGGGCAGGUCGUCGGCCCGCGGCACCGGCUCGUCGAGGGCCUCUUCGGCGAGGUCGUGCCCGCGGGCGAGGUCGUGCCCACGGCGCUGCGCAUCGCCGAGGAGAUCGCGGCGUCGACGAGCGGCGUCAGCACGCGCGUCAUGCGCGACAUGAUGUACCUCGGCCCCGGCACGCCCGAGGAGGCCCACCUGCUCGAGAGCAGCGUGCUGUACGACAUGUUCCACGGCCGCGACAUGAAGGAGGGCGUCGCGAGCUUCAUGGAGAAGAGGCCCGCCCGGUUCCGGGGCACGAUGGAGGAGGACCGCCCUGCCAUCUGGCCGUGGUGGGACACGCAGCUGCUGGAGAAGGCCAAGGCGAAGCUGUGA